UCGACAUCAUGCGGGUGAACGUGGACAAGGUGCUGGAGCGGGACCAGAAGCUCUCGGAGCUGGACGACCGGGCGGACGCGCUCCAGGCCGGCGCCUCCCAGUUCGAGACCAGCGCCGCCAAGCUCAAGCGCAAGUACUGGUGGAAGAACCUCAAGAUGAUGAUCAUCCUGGGGGUCAUAUGUGUCAUCGUCCUCAUCAUCAUCAUCGGUGAGUGGCUGCAUGCAAAUGAGGGGGGCGGGGCAUGCAAAUGAAGGAAACUAUGCAAA
This is a messenger RNA of Nothoprocta perdicaria, 266 nucleotides long. RefSeq names its product vesicle-associated membrane protein 2-like. The transcript is spliced from 2 exons. NCBI's taxonomy places the organism in Eukaryota, Metazoa, Chordata, Aves, Tinamiformes, Tinamidae. The record is from RefSeq and is a predicted model, not a curated record. Gene Ontology annotation, cellular component: plasma membrane; SNARE complex. Gene Ontology annotation, molecular function: SNAP receptor activity; syntaxin-1 binding. Gene Ontology annotation, biological process: vesicle-mediated transport; vesicle fusion; SNARE complex assembly. Bases 9 to 251 code for a protein of 80 amino acids.